This is a messenger RNA of Cercocebus atys (sooty mangabey), 7570 nucleotides long. RefSeq names its product huntingtin interacting protein 1 (gene HIP1). NCBI's taxonomy places the organism in Eukaryota, Metazoa, Chordata, Mammalia, Primates, Cercopithecidae. Bases 239 to 3364 code for a protein of 1041 amino acids. Gene Ontology annotation, cellular component: presynapse; actin cortical patch; clathrin-coated vesicle. The record is from RefSeq and is a predicted model, not a curated record. Gene Ontology annotation, molecular function: phosphatidylinositol-3,5-bisphosphate binding; clathrin light chain binding; phosphatidylinositol-3,4-bisphosphate binding. The transcript has 32 exons. Gene Ontology annotation, biological process: actin filament organization; endocytosis; clathrin coat assembly.
GCCGGGCUGUCCUAGGCAAGCAGAGGACAGGGAGUGCUGGGGAGGGAGGAAGACAGGCUGGGAGAAAGGCGCCCUUCCUGCGGUGCCUGCUGGUAAUUGGCUCUCCGGAACCAGCCGGGACACGGGGCCUGCUGAGUCAGGAAGUGGUGGACAAUGCCACCCUUUCAGGGGAGACACGGCUUGGUCUUAGGUCCUGUGUGACUCCAGGGAAGUCCAGAGAACAGCCUGUUCUCAGAGGAUGUUCCCUAACCCAGAGCCCCCUCCAGAGACUGUCAGCAUCAAUAAGGCCAUUAAUACGCAGGAAGUGGCUGUAAAGGAAAAACAUGCCAGAACAUGCAUACUGGGCACCCACCAUGAGAAAGGGGCACAGACCUUCUGGUCUGUUGUCAACCGCCUGCCUCUGUCUAGCAACGCAGUGCUCUGCUGGAAGUUCUGCCAUGUGUUCCAUAAACUCCUCCGAGACGGACACCCGAACGUCCUGAAGGACUCUCUGAGAUACAGAAAUGAAUUGAGUGACAUGAGCAGGAUGUGGGGCCACCUGAGCGAGGGGUAUGGCCAGCUGUGCAGCAUCUACCUGAAACUGCUGAGAACCAAGAUGGAGUACCACACCAAAAAUCCCAGGUUCCCAGGCAACCUGCAGAUGAGUGACCGCCAGCUGGAUGAGGCUGGAGAAAGUGACGUGAACAACUUUUUCCAGUUAACAGUGGAGAUGUUUGACUACCUGGAGUGUGAACUCAACCUCUUCCAAACGGUGUUCAACUCCCUGGACAUGUCCCGCUCUGUGUCUGUGACGGCAGCAGGGCAGUGCCGCCUCGCCCCGCUAAUCCAGGUCAUCUUGGACUGCAGCCACCUUUAUGACUACACUGUCAAGCUUCUCUUCAAACUCCACUCCUGCCUCCCAGCCGACACCCUGCAAGGCCACCGGGACCGCUUCAUGGAGCAGUUUACAAAGUUGAAAGAGCUGUUCUACCGCUCCAGCAACCUGCAGUACUUCAAGCGGCUCAUUCAGAUCCCCCAGCUGCCUGAGAACCCACCCAACUUCCUGCGAGCCUCAGCCCUGUCAGAACACAUCAGCCCCGUGGUGGUGAUCCCUGCAGAGACCUCAUCCCCCGACAGUGAGCCAGUCCUAGAGAAGGAUGACCUCAUGGACAUGGAUGCCUCUCAACAGAGUUUAUUUGACAACAAGUUUGAUGACAUCUUUGGCAGUUCAUUCAGCAGUGAUCCCUUCAAUUUCAACAGUCAAAACGGCGUGAACAAGGAUGAGAAGGACCACUUAAUUGAGCGACUAUACAGAGAGAUAAGUGGACUGAAGGCACAGCUAGAAAACAUGAAGACGGAGAGCCAGCGGGUUGUGCUGCAGCUGAAGGGCCGUGUCAGCGAGCUGGAAGCAGAGCUGGCUGAGCAGCAGCACCUGCGGCAGCAGGCGGCCGACGACUGUGAGUUCCUGCGGGCAGAACUGGACGAGCUCAGGAGGCAGCGGGAAGACACCGAGAAGGCUCAACGGAGCCUGUCUGAGAUAGAAAGGAAAGCCCAAGCCAAUGAACAGCGAUAUAGCAAGCUGAAGGAGAAGUACAGCGAGCUGGUUCAGAACCACGCUGACCUGCUACGGAAGAAUGCAGAGGUGACCAAACAGGUGUCCGUGGCCAGACAAGCUCAGGUAGAUUUGGAACGAGAGAAAAAACAGCUGGAGGAUUCAUUGGAGCGCAUCAGUGACCAGGGCCAGCGGAAGACUCAAGAACAGCUGGAAGUUCUAGAGAGCUUGAAGCAAGAACUCGCCACAAGCCAACGGGAGCUUCAGGUUCUCCAAGGCAGCCUGGAAAUUUCUGCCCAGUCAGAAGCAAACUGGGCAGCCCAGAUCGCCGAGCUAGAGAAGGAGCGGGACAGCCUGGUGAGUGGCGCAGCUCAUAGAGACGAGGAAUUAUCCGCUCUUCGGAAAGAACUGCAGGACACUCAGCUCAAACUGGCCAGCACAGAGGAAUCUAUGUGCCAGCUUGCCAAAGACCAACGAAAAAUGCUUCUGGUGGGGUCCAGGAAGGCUGCGGAGCAGGUGAUACAAGACGCCCUGAACCAGCUUGAAGAACCUCCUCUCAUCAGCUGCGCUGGGUCUGCAGAUCACCUCCUCUCCACGGUCACGUCCAUUUCCAGCUGCAUUGAACAACUGGAGAAAAGCUGGAGCGAGUAUCUGGCCUGCCCGGAAGACAUCAGUGGACUUCUGCAUUCCAUAACCCUGCUGGCCCACUUGACCAGCGACGCCAUUUCUCAUGGUGCCAGCACCAGCCUCAGAGCCCCACCUGAGCCUGCCGACUCACUGACCGAGGCCUGUAAGCAGUACGGCAGGGAAACCCUCGCCUACCUGGCCGCCCUGGAGGAAGAGGGAACCCUUGAGAACACUGACAGCACAGCCAUGAGGAACUGCCUGAGCAAGAUCAAGGCCAUCGGCGAGGAGCUCCUGCCCAGGGGCCUGGACAUCAAGCAGGAAGAGCUGGGGGACCUGGUGGACAAGGAGAUGGCGGCCACUUCAGCUGCUAUUGAAACCGCCACGGCCAGAAUAGAGGAGAUGCUCAGCAAAUCCCGAGCAGGAGAUACAGGAGUCAAACUGGAGGUGAAUGAAAGGAUCCUUGGUUGCUGUACCAGCCUCAUGCAAGCUAUUCAGGUGCUGAUUGUAGCCUCUAAGGACCUCCAGAGAGAGAUUGUGGAGAGCGGCAGGGGUACAGCAUCCCCUAAAGAGUUUUAUGCCAAGAACUCUCGAUGGACAGAAGGACUCAUCUCAGCCUCCAAGGCUGUGGGCUGGGGAGCCACUGUCAUGGUGGAUGCAGCUGAUCUGGUGGUACAAGGCAGAGGGAAAUUUGAGGAGCUAAUGGUGUGUUCGCAUGAAAUUGCUGCUAGCACAGCCCAGCUUGUGGCUGCAUCCAAGGUGAAAGCUGAUAAGGACAGCCCCAACCUAGCCCAGCUGCAGCAGGCCUCUCGGGGAGUGAACCAGGCCACUGCCGGCGUCGUGGCCUCAACCAUUUCCGGCAAAUCACAGAUUGAAGAGACAGACAACAUGGACUUCUCAAGCAUGACGCUGACACAGAUCAAACGCCAAGAGAUGGAUUCCCAGGUUAGGGUGCUAGAGCUAGAAAAUGAAUUGCAGAAGGAGCGUCAAAAACUGGGAGAGCUUCGGAAAAAGCACUACGAGCUUGCUGGUGUUGCUGAGGGCUGGGAAGAAGGAACAGAGGCAUCUCCACCUACACUGCAAGAAGCGUCUUUUCAGUUUCAUCAUUUGCACAAACUUGUGAGCAUCAGAGGGCUGAUGGAUUCCAAACCAGGACACUACCCUGAAAUCUGCACAGUCAGAAGGACAGCAGGAGUGUCCUGGCUGUGAAUGCCAAGGCCAUUCUCCCCCUCUUUGGGCAGUGCCAUGGAUUUCCACUGCUUCUUAUGGUGGUUGGUUGGGUUUUUUGGUUGUAUUUUUUUUUUUUUAAGUUUCACUCACAUAGCCAACUCUCCCAAAGGGCACACCCCUGGAGCUGAGUCUCCAGGGCCCCCCACUGUGGCAGCUCCGGCGAUGGUGCUGUCCAGGCCUCUCGGUGCUCCACCUCCGCCUCCACGCUGAGCAAGUGCUGGCCCACCCAGUCCAUGCUCCAGGGUCAGGCGGAGCUGCUGAGUGACAGCUUUCCUCAAAAGGCAGAAGGAGUGAGUGCCUUUCCCUCCUAAAGCUGAACCCAGCGGAAAGCCUCUGUCCACCUUCACAAGGGAGAAGACAACAGAAAGAGGGACAAGAGGGUUCACACAGCCCAGGUCUUCACAGGACACGUUUCUUAGGAGUUCCUGUGACCAGGCUCAAAAAUUUUUAUCACAUGCUUGAAUGGAACUGGUGAGAUCAACACUACUUCCCCGCCGGAAUGAACUGUCCAUGAACGGUCUGUGUCAAGUGGACCAUCUCCCUUGGCCCAGAGAGGGAGCGUGGGAGCAAUUCCCAGCUCCUUUCUGCAGACGUCUGCCUUGGCAUCCUCUUGAAUAAAAAGAUCGUUCCACCUUCUACGCAAUUGACAAACCCGGAAGAUCAGACGCAAUUGCUCCCAUCAGGAAAGAACCCUAUACUUGGUUUGCUACCCUUAGUAUUUAUUACUAACCUCCCUUAAGCAGCAACAGCCUACAAAGAGAUGCUUGGAGCAAUCAGGACUUCAGGUGUGACUAUAGCAAGGCUCAUCUUUCUGCCCGGCUACAUCAGCCUUCAAGAAUCAGAAGCAAGGCCAAGGUGCUGGACUGUUACUGACUUGGAUCCCAAAGCAAGGAGAUCAUUCAGAGCUCUUGAGUCAGAGAAAACGAGAAAGGACAGAGCCAGCGGCUCUAACUCCUUUCAGCCAUAUGCCCCAGGCUCUCGCUGCCCUGUGGACAGGAUGAGGACAGAGGGCACAUGAACAGUUUGCCAGGGAUGGGCAGCCCAACAGCACUUUUCCUGUUCUAGAUGGACCCCAGCAUUUAAGUGACCUUCUGAUCUUGGAAAAACAGCGUCUUCCUUCUUUAUCUAUAGCAACUCAUUGGUGGUAGCCAUCAUGCACUUCCCAGGAUCUGCCCCAACAGAACAUUGCUAGGUUUUGCUACAUGACGGGUUGUGAGACUUCUGUUUGAUCACUGUGAACCAACCCCCAUCUCCCUAGCCCACCCCCCUCCCCAACUCCCUCUCUGUGCAUUUUCUAAGUGGGACAUUCAAAAAACUCUCUCCCAGGACCUGGGAUGACCAUACUCAGAGGUGUGACCUCCAUACUGGGCUAAGGAAGUAUCAGCACCAGAAAUUGGGCAGUCUUGUGUUGAAUGCUGCUUUCUGCUUAGUAUUUUUUUUUUAUUCAAGGCUCAGAAGGAAUGGUGCAUGGCUUCCCUGUCCCAGUUGUGGCAACUAAACCAAUCAGUGUGUUCUUGAUGCGGGUCAACAUUUCCAAAAGUAGCUAGUCCUCACUUCUAGAUCUCAGCCAUUCCAACUCAUACGUUUCAAAUUACCAAUGAGGCGGCCGGGCACCACUGUACCCGUGGCUCACGCCUGUAAUCCCAGCACUUUGAGAGGCCAAGGCAGGUGGAUCACCUGAGGUCAGGAGUUCGAGACCAGCCUGGCUAAUGUGGUGAAACCCCGUCUCUACUAAAAAUACCAAAAAUUAGCCAAGCAUAGUGGCGGGUGCCUGUAAUCCCAGCUACUCAGGAGGCUGAGACAGGAGAAUCUCCUGAACCCCGGAGGCAGAGGUUGCAGUGAGCUGAGAUCACGCCAUUGUACUCCAGCCUGGGCAACAAGAGCAAAACUCCGUCUCAAAAAAAACCAAAAAAACAAAUUACAAAUGGGGCAAAAAGUCUAGUGUACUGGAUCAAAUUAAGAUUCUCUGCCCAGCUGAGCACAGUGGCUCACGCCUGUAAUCCCAGCACUUUAGGAGGCCAAGGCGGGAGGAUCGCUUGAGCUCAGGAGUUUGAGACCAGGCUGGGCAUCAUAGCAAGACCUUGUCUCUACUAAAAUUCAAAAACAAAAUUAGCCGGGCAUGAUGGUGCACAUGCCUGUAGUCUCGGCUAGUUGGGGAGCUGAGGUGGGAGAAUUGCUUGAGCUUGGGAAGUUGAGGCUGCAGUCAGCCCUGACUGUGCCACUGCACUCCAGCCUGGGUGACGGAGUGACAAAAAAUUGUUUGUUUUUAAAGCCACAGAAAUGUUUAAAACCUUCGUCGACUUAGCCUGAGUCAUAACAGUUAAGAAAGCACUUAAACAGAAGCAGAGGCUAAGUCAGUGUCACAUGAGGAAGUAACUGUCAGAUGUCACAUAAUUACUUUCGUAAUAGCUCAGAUUAGAACGGCUACCCCAUUCUCUAGACAAAAUCAAAUUUUCCUAUUGUGACUUUUCUAAAAAUGAAGAUGAAGAGGUAUUUAGUGACACACCUUGGAUUAAAACGGGAAUCACAUCUUAAAGCUAAAAAUGAACCUGCCAGCCUUUUAAAUGAGUCACUGAGCAUCACUAGUGACAAGUCUCUGGUGAGUGUAAAUGGGUCAUGACAAGAUGGGAGAGCAACAAAAUAAUGGCUUAGGAUCAACAAGAAGUUGAAAAACAGCAUCUGUUACUUAAGUUUGUAAGACAGUGCCCUAAGACCUCUAGAGAAAAGAUGUUUGUUUACAUAAGAGAGGCCGGACGUGGUGCCUCACUCCUGUAAUCCCAACACUUUGGGAGGCAGGGGUGGGUGGAUCACCUGAGGUCAGGAGUUCAAUACUAGCCUGGCCACCAUGGUGAAACCCCGUCUCUACUAAAAAUACAAAAAUUAGUCGGGUGUGGUGGUGGGCACCUGUAAUCCCAGCUACUGGGGAGGCAGAGGCAGGAGAAUCGCUUGAACCUGGGGGACGGAGGUUGCAGUGAGCCAAGAUCACACCGCUGUACUGCAGCCUGGGUGACAGAGUGAGACUCGGUCUCAAAAAAAAAAAAAAGAGAGAGAAAGAAACAGAAGAGAAGAGCCACCUUGGCAGGGUUAUUUUAUAUCUGAGCAAGGAGUUUCAAUGAGACUAGUUUAGAUUGUUUGCUGAUGCGGCCGUCCAUAGCAGUACCCCUAAAAUCCCACCAGAAUACGGGUCCCUCUAACCCAGUGACUGGAAGAACCACUGUCUAGAGCAACUUUUCUUGGAACUGUCCCAGCUACCAAGUCAGACACCAAGGUUUCUGCCACCAGGUAACACGGGGAUCACAGGUACAUGUCGCUCUGGUCAGAUUAGUUGGCUUUGGUCCCUCGACCCUGUGGAGGAGCUAGUUCUCAGCUUGCACCUGGAAGCUCUCUCUUAGCUCCUUAGUCUAGAGGGGUCUCCUGGCUCCACUUGACCCUGGUCUUUAAUAACUGGUCAGUAUCUUGCUACCUUCUACCACCUUUCCAAAUCUCUGGAAGUCCUGCCAGGGAAAGCCUCCAGUUCCAACAUUGGCUUUCCAAGCAAACUGGCUUGCCGUCUCUCUGCCAUCCUUGUCCUCCAGAGACGGUACCACCUGUAGCAUAGAAAAACACCACCACGGACCUGCCAGCCAUCGAUGCAGCAAACCAGGCCGGCUGUUUGCUGCCAAAUUCCUUCCUCUCCCAGGUCCAGACCAAACACAAGAUCAGCACCACACCGUGGUGUUGUCAGGAGCCAAAGCAACAGGAAACAAUUCAAUGCUGUUGGGUUCGAUUCUGAGAGUAGAUUUUUCCAGACAUGUCUUUCAGGUGACCCUCAACUACCUCAGGUUUGAAGGCCCUAAAUGAAACUGAUUACCACUCACAGGGGCAAACCGAGGGGGGUUCGGUUACAUCUUGGUGAUAAUGCAAUUGUCUCAAACUGAUAACAAACUCUUUCACAUUUCGGUUUGCAGGGGUAGGGUUGGGUUUGUUUUUCUUCUCUUCUGUGUUUACCCUUUCCCCCGGGUUUCCAGUAGGGUAGUUCCUUGAAAUGAAUUUCAUUUUUCACUGAGUGCCUACCUUCCCAGGGCAGGUGGCCACUGGCUUCUGUUUCCCUCCAACAAUACUUUUAUUAUGGUAUUAAGACCUUUCUUUGUAUAAUACAUUGCAUCUGUGUUUUCAAUUUUUCAAAUAAAUAUUUCCGCCUGGCAA